CUCAGCCUCUCCAUAAGGUCGUGUGUGCCUUUAUCCAUUGCCGCGGAGUAAUGAGUGAAACCAUGGAUUGUCUUGAGCAUGUUGGUAUCAUGGAUAAAACACUCGACAGAAACGAUGAGAUAUCAAAAAACAAGAAACAGCGGUCAGAUAAAAUUUCAAAUCUUAUGGACACUAUCUACUGAAAGGAUGGAGAAUGCUGAAUGAAUCUUGUCCCAAAUGUGAGACGAUUCUUUUCAGCAGCCAAGCGGCCAGUAUUACUGUGUUGCUUGUAUGGAGGUUGACAGUGAUACUGCUAGCGCUAAAAAGCAGCCGGUCGACAGCAAUAAAUCACCAGAAAUGUUUCAAGAUCUCCCAUUUGAACUAUCGUCUCCCGAUAAAGAUAACAUUAUUGUUUCUGCACUCUCGAAAGCCAUUAAAAGAGCAUCAAAGCAAUGUACUGCAACUCCGGUAGGACUGUCCACGAACAACAGGAUGUACAAACAAAACAGUAUGAUGAUUGAUCUACACGAAAAAAUAAAGUGGUGUAUGUCACAGCUAACAGAAGCUGCCUCACCUACGGAAAUUCGUCAGUGGUCUGACGCACUUAAGUCUUUGUUGAGAUUAUGGGACGAAAUGGCUAAUAGCAGUUUGCUCAAACUUUGAUUUAUAAAAAGCUGCUUCCUAAGAAAAUAUAAAUUUUUAAAAUGAA
This is a messenger RNA of Trichobilharzia regenti, 688 nucleotides long. NCBI's taxonomy places the organism in Eukaryota, Metazoa, Platyhelminthes, Trematoda, Strigeidida, Schistosomatidae. The record is from the annotation of a GenBank genome assembly.